AUGCUGCUUCCUGCCCUCCUCUUUGGGAUGGCAUGGGCACUCGCUAACGGGCGGUGGUGUGAACAUACGCAAACCUUCCUGGUGGAGGAGGAAGUUGUCCCCCACCAGGAGGCCCUGGUGCCCUGCACCAGCCUCUACUAUUACCAGCGCCUGGGCUGGCAGCUGGACCUGUCCUGGAGUGGACGUGCUGGGCUCUGUCCCAUCUACAAGCCCCCAGAAACCCGGCUCGCUGCAAGGAACCGGACAGCGAGGGCUUGCUGUCCAGGCUGCGGGGGCAGCCACUGCACCCUGGCCCUUGCAGAAGCCAGCCCUGGGGGCCGCUGCUUUGCCACUCAGCAGUGCCAGCAGCAGGCAGGCUCAGCUAAUGCUUCUGCAGGAAGCCUGGAGGAGUGCUGUGCUUGGCCCUGGGGACAGAGCUGGCGGGGGGGCAGCCCCCAGGCCUGCCUCAGCUGCUCCAGCCGACCCCUCGCAGGCAGCACUCCCUCUCCAGCCCUCCUGCAGCCCCUGGCAGGGGCCGUGGCCCGGUUCUGGAGCCAGCGCCAACGGCCCUCGGCCACCUGUGCCACCUGGGCGGGCUUCCACUACCGGACCUUUGAUGGGCGCCACUACCACUUCCUGGGCCGCUGUGGUUACCUGCUGGCGGGCGCCGCUGGUGCCACCUGGGCCGUCCACCUCACGCCCAGGGGGCACUGCCCCCAGCCUGGGCACUGUCAGCUGGCCCGAGUAAUGAUGGGACCCGAGGAGGUGCUGAUCCAGGGCAAAAAUGUCUCUGUGAACGGGAAGCUGGUACCUGAUGGGGAGUCUCAGCUGCUCCACGGGCUGAGCCUGCAGUGGCAAGGGGACUGGCUGGUGCUGUCAGGGGGCCUGGGGGUCAUCGUGCGCCUGGACAGGUCCAGUUCGGUCUCCGUUUCUGUGGACUCUGAGCUCCAGGGACAAACUCAAGGUCUCUGUGGAGUCUACAAUGGCCAGCCUGAGGAUGACUUCCUGGAGCCCGGAGGGAGACUGGCUGUGUUAGCUGCGACCUUUGGGAAUUCCUGGAGGCUCCCUGACUCCGAGCCUGGGUGUCUGGAUUCAGCGGAGGCAGCCCAGGGCUGUGAGGACCCCCUGAGCGGCACAGAGGCAGGCACGGAGGCUGAAGCCCAGGAUGUGUGCCACCAGCUGCUGGACAGUCCGUUCAGGGAAUGCCAUGCCCAAGUUCCCCCUGCUGAGUACCACCAGGCCUGCCUCUUUGCCUACAGUUCUGGGGCCCCAGCAGGCAGUGGGCGAGAGGCCCGUCGGGAAGCCGUGUGCACCACCUUGGCCAACUAUGCCCAGGAGUGUGCCAAGCAGCAUAUCCAUGUGGGCUGGAGGAAGCCAGGCUUCUGCGAGCGCCCGUGCCCUGGGGGCCAGCUGUACUCGGACUGCGCCUCGGCUUGCCCAGCCAGCUGCUCAGCAGUGGGUGAAGGAGGGGAGGGGUCCUGCCGGGAAGCGUGCGUGAGCGGCUGCGAGCGCCCGCCGGGCCUCUUCUACCCUACGGCUUCUUCUAGCUGCCCCUGCUCCCACCGGCGCCGGCCCUACCCGCCCCCUCACCCACCCCCCGGGGACACCGUGCGCCAGCUGGGCAACCCCUGCGUGUGCCAGGACGGCCGCUGGCUCUGCGCGCAGGCGCCGUGCCCAGCCGAGUGCGCGGUGGGCGGGGACGGGCAUUACCUCACCUUCGAUGGGCGGAGCUUCUCCUUCCGCGGCCGUCCGGGUUGCCGCUCCAGCCUGGUGCAGGACUUGAAGGGGCAGUUGCUGAUUGUGCUGGAGCAUGGGGCCUGUGACACCGGGAACUGCCUCCACGCCAUCUGUCUCUCUGGGGACCACAUCCAGCUCAGAGACUCAGGGGCUGUACUCAUCGAUGGGCAGGACGUGGGCUUGCCGUGGCGUGGGCCUAAGGGCCUCAGUGUCUCCCGAGCCUCCUCCACCUUCCUACUGCUGCGCUGGCCUGGGGCCCAGGUCCUCUGGGGAGUGUCUGACCCCGCAACCUACAUCACUCUGGACCCCCGCCAUGCCCACCAGGUGCAGGGUCUGUGUGGCACCUUCACCUGGAAGCAGCAGGAUGACUUCCUGACACCGGCUGGCGAUGUGGAGACCAGCAUUGCAGCCUUUGCUAGCAAGUUCCAGGUGGCAGGCGAGGGAAGCUGCCCCGCAGACGACAGCGCCCCACCUUCCCCCUGCGGCACCCACACUCAGCGCCACGUUUUUGCGGAGGCAGCUUGUGCUGUCCUGCACGGCCCCACCUUCCAGGAAUGCCAAGCGCUGGUGGGCAGGGAGCCGUUCCACCUGCGCUGCUUGGCAGCUGUGUGCGGCUGUGCUCCUGGCAAGGACUGCCUGCGCCCUGUGCUCGAUGCCUUUGCUCGUCGCCGUGCCCAGGAGGGUGCCCGGUCUCCCUGGAGGACCCACACGCUCUGCCCUGUCCCGUGUCCUGGGGGCCAGGAGUACCAGGAGUGUGUCCCAGCGUGUGGUCGACACUGUGGGGAGCCAGAAGACUGUGGGGAGCUGGGCAGCUGUGUGGCUGGUUGUAACUGCCCCCCAGGACUGCUGUGGGACCCCGAGGGCGAGUGCGUGCCCCCCAGCUUGUGCUCCUGCCGGCUUGGAACUCAUCGCUAUGCCCCUGGCAGUGCCACCAUGAAGGACUGCAACUGCUGUGUCUGUCAGGAGAGGGGCCUCUGGAAUUGCUCUGCUCACCGCUGUGGCCCCCAGCAGACAUUCUGCCCCCGUGGCCUUGUCUAUGUCCCUGGUGCCUGCCUCCUCACGUGUGACAGCCCUGGUGCCAACCACUCCUGCCCCCCGGACAGCCCAGGGAGCUGUGUCUGUCCCCCAGGCACCGUGCUGCUGAACGAGCGCUGCGUGCCUCCUGAGCUCUGUCCCUGCCGUCACGGAGGGCAGUGGUAGCCGCCCAACGCUACCAUCCAGGAGGACUGCAACAUUUGUGUAUGUCAGGCUCAGCAAUGGCACCGCACGGGCCACCGGUGCGGCGGAUGGUGCCAGGCAUCGGGUGCCCCCCGCUACGUGACCUUUGAUGGGCUGGCUUUCACCUUCCCUGGAGCCUGCGAAUAUCUGCUGGUUCAAGAGGCCAGCGGCCGGUUCAGCGUCUCUGCCCAGAACCUGCCCUGUGGGGCCAGUGGGUUCACCUGCGCCAAGGCGCUGACCGUGCGACUGCAGAGCACUGUUGUGCACGUGCUCAGAGGCCGGGCAGUGAUGGUGAAUGGUGUGAGCAUAACGGGCCCCAAGGUCUGUGCAGGCCCUGGGCUGAGCCUGCGCCGUGCUGGUCUCUUCCUGCUGCUCACGACCCGCCUGGGCCUCAGCCUGCUCUGGGACGGAGGCACCCGGGUCCUGGUGCAGCUGUCCCCACAGUUCCGUGGCCGUGUGUCUGGGCUGUGUGGAGAUUUUGAUGGAGAUGCCAGUGAUGACCUGCGGAGCCGCCAGGGCGUCCUGGAGCCCCCAGCGGAGCUGGCUGCCCACUCCUGGCACCUGAGUCCGCUCUGCCCCGAGCCAGGAGACCUGCCACACCCCUGCACCGUGAACGCCCACCGGGCCAGCUGGGCCCGCGGCCGCUGCGGGGUGAUGCUGCAGUCGCUCUUUGCCCGGUGCCACGCAGAGGUGCCCCCGCAGCAGCACUACGAGCGGUGUGUGUCUGACGCGUGCGGCUGCGAUUCAGGGGGCGACUGUGAGUGUCUCUGCUCGGCCAUUGCCACCUACGCAGACGAGUGUGCCCGGCGUGUGCUCCCCGUGCGCUGGCACAGCCAGGAGCUCUGCCCUCUGCAGUGUGAAGGGGGCCAGGUGUACGAGGCCUGUGGCCCCACGUGUCCCGACUGCCAUGACCGUGGUCCUGAGCCCGGGUGGCACUACCGCUGUGUGGAGGGCUGCUUCUGCCCCGAGGGGACUCUGCUGCAUGGAGGAGUCUGCUUAGAACCAGCUUCCUGCCCCUGUGAGUCAGAGGGCAGCUUCUUCCCGCCGGGGACUGUGCUACAGAAGGACUGUGGGAACUGCACAUGCCAGGAAAGCCAGUGGCUCUGCGAGAGCGACACUACCCGCUGUGAGGAGCUGGAGCCUGGCUGUGCGGAGGGAGAGGCCCCAUGCCGGGAGAGUGGGCACUGUGUGCCCCACAGGCGGCUUUGUGACAACCAGGAUGACUGUGGCGAUGGCUCAGACGAGGAGGGCUGUGCCACACCAGGCUGUGGGGAGGGGCAGAUGUCUUGCCGCUCCGGCCACUGCCUGCCCCUGGCCCUGCUCUGUGACGGGCAAGACGACUGUGGAGACGGGACGGACGAGCAGGGCUGCCCAUGGCCCCAUGACACGCUGGCUUGCACUGAUGGGCGCUGCCUGCCCCCCGCCCUGCUCUGUGACGGGCAUCCCGACUGUCCGGACGCCGCUGACGAGGAGGCCUGUCUGGGGCAGCUGAACUGCUCUCCUGGGGAGCUGUCCUGCGUUGAUGGCACCUGCGUGGGGGCCGUCCUGCUGUGUGACGGAAUCUGGGACCGCCUGGAUGGAGCCGACGAGGGACCCGGACACUGCCCCUUCCCUUCGCUGCCCACUCCCCCAGCGGGCACUGUGCCUGGCCCUUCCGCGGGCUUUGGGGCGACUGCACCAACUCCCCGGGCCAGCGCCAGCGCCCAGGGGAUGACAGCCCCAGGAGGCCCCAACGGGACCAGGGCUCCCUGCCCGGAAUACUCCGGCCCUGAUGGCCUCUGCAUCAGUUUCCAGCUGGUUUGUGACGGGCCUUCCCCAGAAGAGCAGGGCUGUGGGGCCUGGGGCGCCUGGAACUCGUGGGGGCCGUGCAGCCGGACGUGGGGCCCUGGGGUGCAGGGCCGGAGUCGCCACUGCUCCCCGCCGGGUGUCCCCAUGCUGCAGCACUGCCCAGGCCCCGAGCACCAGACUCAGGCCUGCUUCACGGCCGCCUGCCCAGUGGGUGGCGAACGGACCUCCUGGUCUCCCUGGUCCCCGUGCGCUGAGCCAUGCAUGGGCACCAUGACCCGUCAGCGACAGUGCCACCCUCCCCAGCAUGGGGGCCGGACCUGUGCCGUGCUGCCCGGGGGCCCUCCCACCACCCGCCAGACCAGGCCCUGCCCUCAGGAUGGCUGCCCCAGUGCCAUCUGCUCUGGGCAGCUGGUGUUCUGGCCCUGUGCCCCCUGCCCCCUGACUUGUGCUGAAAUCUCUGGUCAGGCUGUGUGCGCCGCUAACCAGGCCUGCAGCGGCCCAGGCUGCUGGCGCCCUGCAGGCCAGGUGCUGGGCAGCGAGGGGCGGGGCGUGUGGCCGCGGCAGUGCCCCUGCCUGCUGGAUGACAAGCGGCAGUGGCCCGGGCAGCGCAUCGAGGCCGACUGCCAGCUCUGCACCUGCCAAGACGGGCGGCCUCGGCGCUGUCGGCCUGACCCUGGCCGUGCCGUGGACUGUGGCUGGUCCUCCUGGUCCCCCUGGGCUGAGUGCUUGGGCCCCUGUGGGAGCCAGAACAUUCAGUGGUCCUUCCGGAGCCCCAACAACCCCCACCUCUCCGGCCAAGGUCGCCAGUGCGGAGGCAUCCACCGCAAGGCCCGCAGGUGCCGGACGGAGGCCUGUGCGGGCUGUGAGCGGCAGGGCCGGCUCCGCGGCGUGGGGGAGCGCCGGCGAGGCCCCUGCACCGUCUGCGAGUGUCUGCCCAGCAGCACCGUGCGCUGCUCCCCGCACUGCCCACUGGGCACCUGACUCUUGUGUCCACAGGACUGGGUCCUGGUGGAGGGAAUGGGAGGUUCAUGUUGCCGCUGCGCCCCGCCUGGAGAGAACCAGACGGUCCGCCCCCUGGCCACUCCUGCCCCCUCUCCAGCCUUCAGUGCCCAGAUCGGACCCCCUCUGGUCACCUACGUACUGCCUCCGCCUGGAGACCCCUGCUAUUCCCCGCUGGGCCUGGUGACUCCCCGGGGAAGCCUGAAGCUGGAGCCCCCCACCCAGGCUGCCCUCCUGGGGGCUCCCACCAAGGGGCCUGGCUAUCCGGGUCGGAGCACUCAGCGGCACACCCGGCCCCCCUACCUGCUGCUGGACCUGCUGCUGCCCCGGAACCUCACUGGCAUCAUGGUGCAGGGGGCUGGGUCCUCGGCCUUGCUCCAGUUCAGCAGCGAUGGUCUACACUGGGACAACUAUACCGAUAUCCUGCCUGGUAUCCUGCCCCCAGCCAAGCCUCCCCAGGGAGACAAGCAGGUGCAGCUGCUGGGCUGUGAGCCAGGGACCGGGGGCGGGCACCGCUGUGCCGGUGGUGAGUGAGCUCCGCGGGGGGAGCCGUGCGACGGGCUGAAGGACUGUGAGGAUGGCUCCGACGAGGAGGGCUGCGUGCCCCUGCCCGCAGCCGCUGACAGGUAUGGGGUGCCCUGCUGCCCAGCUUCGCCUUGGAGGGGCCGGCCUGCAGCACUGCCCUUGGGGCCCAGGCUGAGCCCUCUCCCUCCACAGGCUCUGGCAGAGGCCGAACACUGGCAUCCCUCGCGAGGCUCAUCUAUACCCCCCACAGGGAAGGGACCAGCGACUCAGGCCCUAGCCUCCGAGCCUCCUCACUUGAGUCCUGGGGAAACUGUGCAGACCGUGACCACCACCCCCAUAUCCCAGGUGACCCCAGUGGCCCCUGGAGGACACCGUGGGCAGGUGUCCCGUCAGCCGGCUGUGGUGGUGCCCACAGCCCAGAGCGUCGCCCCGGAGCCCUUCCCCCCGGCAAGGUGCAGCCCAGGCCAGGUGCCCUGUGAGGUGCUGGGAUGUGUGGAGCAGGGGCAGCUGUGUGACGGGAGGGAGGACUGUCUGGACGGCUCCGACGAGAGGCACUGUGCGAGCCCUGUGCCCUUCACGGUGCCCACCACGGCCCUGCCUGGGCUGCCGGCCUCGCGAGCCCUCUGCUCCCCGAGCCAGCUGAACUGCGGUAAUGGGGAGUGCCUGCCGGCUGAGCGGCACUGUGACCUGCGGCCGGACUGCCAGGACGGCUCUGAUGAGGACGGCUGUGUGGACUGUGGGCUGACGCCCUGGUCUGGCUGGAGCCUCUGCAGCCGCACCUGUGGGCCGGGCCUCGCCUUCCAGCGCCGGGACCUGCUGCGGCCUCCCCUGCCUGGGGGCAACUGCCCGUCCGACAGGCUCCGCAGCCAGCCCUGCUUCGUGCAGACCUGCCCAGUGGCUGGGGCGUGGGCUGUGUGGGGGGCCUGGGGGCCCUGCAGCGUCUCCUGUGGCGGUGGCCAUCGGAGUCGCCAGAGGAGCUGUGUGGACCCCCCGCCCAAGAACGGUGGUGCCCCCUGCCCCGGGGCCUCCCACGAGGGGGCACCGUGCGCCCUGCACCCCUGCACAGGGGACACAGACUGUGGGCUGGGCCGUGUGCAUGUUGGUGCUGAGCUGUGCCGGAAGGGGCUGGUGGCCCCGUGUCCGCCCUCCUGCUUGGAUCCUGAGGCCAACAGAAGCUGCAGCGGGCACUGUCUGGAGGGAUGCCGCUGCCCCUCUGGGCUCCUCCUCCAUGAUGCUCACUGCCUGCCCCUCUCUGAGUGCCCUUGCCUCGUGGGUGAAGAGCUGAAGCAGCCGGGGGUGCCCUUCCUCCUGGACAACUGCAGCCGCUGCAUGUGUGAGAAGGGGGCCCUGCUGUGCGAACCAGAGGGCUGCCCCGUGCCCUGUGGCUGGUCAGCCUGGUCCUCCUGGGGUCCCUGUGACCGCUCCUGUGGCUCUGGAGUGAGGGCCAGGUUCAGAUCCCCUUCCAACCAUCCGGCUGCUUCUGGGGGCACCCCAUGUGAAGGCGACAGUCAGGAGCUGCAGGCCUGCCACGUGGAGUGCGGGACAGAGGCGCCGGGCUGGACCCCCUGGGCGCCCUGGUCCUCCUGCUCCCGGAGCUGCCUUACCGUCGGAGGAGGCCCCGGUUGGCACCGUCGUUCCCGGCUCUGCCCCAGCCCCGGGGACACAUCCUGCCCAGGAGAGGCCACCCAGGAGGAGCCCUGCAGCCCCCCUGUGUGCCCAGUGCCAAGCGCCUGGGGUCUGUGGGCUCCCUGGUCAGCCUGCUUGGCCCCCUGUGACGGAGGCAUCCAGAUACACGGGCGCAGCUGCUCUGGCGUUAUUCCCGGGGACCCCGAGUGCCAGGGGCCUCACAGCCAGACCAGGGAUUGCAACACGCAGCCCUGCACAGCCCAGUGCCCGGGGGACAUGGUGUUCCGCUCAGCAGAGCAGUGCCAGCGGGACGGGGGCCCCUGCCCUCAGCUGUGCCUGGCUCAGGACCCUGGGGUAGAGUGCGCCAGCUUCUGCGCCCCUGGCUGUGCCUGCCCCGCCGGCCUCUUCCUGCACAACGCCAGCUGCUGGCCCCGCACUCGGUGCCCCUGCCAGUUGCAGGGGCAGCUCUACGCCCCGGGAGCACGGGCUCGGCUGGACUCCUGCAACAACUGUACCUGUGUCUCCGGUGAGAUGGUGUGCACCUCGGAGCCCUGCCCAGUGGCCUGUGGCUGGAGCCCCUGGACCCCAUGGAGUCUCUGCAGCCACAGCUGUGACAUGGGCAUUCGGCGGCGCUUCCGGGCGGGCACUGCGCCCCCAGCGGCCUUUGGGGGUGCUCCGUGCCAGGGCCCCAGCAUGGAGGCCGAGUUCUGCAGCCUGCGGCCCUGUCGGGGUCCUGGUGGGGAGUGGGGCCCCUGGUCCCCGUGCUCCGUGCCCUGCGGCGGCGGCUACCGGAACCGCAUCCAAGGCGGUGGCCUCAAUGACCCUAUGGAGUUCUCGGCCUGCGGGCGGCGGCCCUGCGCAGGGCCCGUGCCUGGCGUGUGUCCCAAGGGCAAGCGGUGGCUGGACUGCGCCCAGGGCCCUGCCUCCUGUGCGGAGCUCAGUGACCCGCAAGGGACAGACCAGACCUGCCACCCCGGCUGUUACUGCCCUUCUGGGACGCUCCUGCUGAACAACGUGUGUGUGCCCUUCCAGGACUGCCCCUGUGCUCAUGGGGGACGCCUUUAUCCCCCGGGCAGUGUGGUGCUUCGUCUCUGUGAGAACUGCUCCUGUGUUUCUGGGCUUAUCACCCACUGCACCUCCUGGCCUUGUGAGGAGGGUGAGCCCAUAUGGUCACCCUGGACCCCAUGGAGCGAGUGCUCAGCCUCCUGUGGACCUGCCCGUCGCCACUUCUGCUCUGGGCCCCCCACCGCGGACCCGCCUGUCCUGGCGCUGCCAUCCCCACCAACCUUGCCUACUCCUCCUUGCCCAGGCCCCGACGCUGAGGAGGAGCCCUGCCUCCUGCCAGGGUGUGACCGAGCUGGGGGCUGGGGGCCUUGGGGGCCCUGGUCCAGCUGUAGCCGGAGCUGUGGGGGAGGCCUGCGAAGCCGGAUGCGAGCCUGCGACCAGCCCCCACCCCAGGGCCUGGGGGAUUACUGCGAGGGGCCUCGGGCCCAGGGAGAGGCCUGCCAGGCUCUGCCAUGCCCAGCGACCGACUGCACCGCCGUUGAGGGGGCCGAGUACAGCCCGUGUGGCCCUGCCUGUCCUCGCUCCUGUGACGACCUCGUGCACUGCGUGUCUCGCUGCCAGCCCGGCUGCUACUGCCCUCCUGGCCAGGUGCUGAGCGCCGACGGGGCCUUCUGCGUGCCGCCCGGCCACUGUGGCUGCCUGGACCUGCUGAGCGGGGAGCGGCACCGGCCGGGGGCUCGGCUGCCCAGGCCCGACGGCUGCAACUACUGCACCUGCUCGGAGGGGAGGCUGAACUGCACAGACCUGCCUUGCCCAGUGCCGGGUGGCUGGUGUCCGUGGUCGGAGUGGACAGCGUGCUCCCAGCCUUGCAGGGGUCAGACGAGGACCCGCUCCAGGGCCUGCACCUGCCCCGCUCCUCAGCACGGGGGGACCCCGUGCCCUGGUAAAGCAGGGGAGGCAGGGGCCCAGCAUCAGAAGGAGACCUGCCCCAGCCCCCCCGACUGCCCAGUGGAUGGAGCCUGGAGCCCGUGGGGACUGUGGUCUCCCUGUGACCGGUGCCUGGGGCAGUCCCAUCGGAGCCGGGAGUGUAUCUGGCCCCCCACCCCCGAAGGAGGCAGGCCCUGCCCUGGGGGCUACAGGCAGAGUCGCCCCUGCCAAGACAAUUCCACACAACGCACAGCCUGUGGGGAUGGCCAGGGUCUUCUCCCCUGUGGGUGGCCCUGUCCCCGCUCCUGCCAGGACCUGUUUCCGGGGAGUGUGUGCCAGCCAGGACUGACGGGCUGCCAGCCCAGCUGUGGGUGCCCCCCCGGCCAGCUGUCCCAGGAUGGCCUUUGUGGGCCUCCUGCCCGCGGCCACUGUCACUACCAGGCUGGAGCCAUGGGGAUUCCUGAGAACCAGAGCCGGUCAGCAGGGCCUGGGCUCAGCUCCUGGGAGAGCCUGGAACCCGGAGAGGUGAUGACUGGGCCCUGUGACAACUGCACCUGUAUGGAGGGCAUCCUGCAGUGCCGGGAGGUGCCUGGCUGCCCUGGCCCUGGGGUGUGGGGUUCCUGGGGUCCCUGGGAAGACGGCAGUGUCUCAUGCGGAGGAGGGGAGCAGCUCCGCUCCCGGAGAUGUGCCCGGCCCCCCUGCCCUGGGCAUGCCCGCCAGAGCCGCACCUGCCACGCCCAGGUCUGCAGAGAGGCAGGCUGCCCGGCUGGACGUCUGUACCAGGAGUGCCCGCCCGGCGAGGGGUGCCCCUUCUCCUGCGCCCACGUCACUCGGCAGGUGGGCCCCAUGGGCACCUUCCAGCACCGCUUGUCCUGUGUCCAGGAGUGCCCCUGUGUGCUCACUGCCUCGCUGCUGUGGGAGCUGGGAGCUGCCGGCGCUGACCCUGCGGCUCGCCCCCCCAUUCUGGGAGAGGGCGGUCAGCCCCUUGGGCCUGGGGAUGAGUUGGGCUCAGGCCAGAGCCUUCGUCGUACAGGCUGCAGGAACUGCUCCUGUGUGCGUGGGCAGCUGUCUUGCUCGGUGGGGGACUGCUCCAAGGCUGCCGAUGGCUUCAGUCCCUGGGGGCCAUGGGGCCCAUGCUCCCGGUCUUGUGGUGGGCUGGGCACCCAAACCCCCAGCCGCCAGUGUGUGCGGCCCUCCCCAGCUCCAGGCAGCCAGGGCUGCGGUGGGCCCCGCCAGGACCUCAAGUACUGCCCCAGCCCAGACUGCCCAGGGGCUGGAGGGUCCACAGUGGAGCCCGUGACAAGCCUUCCAGGCGGCUGGGGCCCAUGGUCCCCAUGGUCCCCAUGCUCUCACACCUGCACAGACCCCACUCACCCUGCUUGGCGCAGCCGUACUCGCCUCUGCCUGGCAAACUGCACUGGGGGAGCCACGUCACAGGAGUGCCCUUCCAACUUGCCCUCCUGCACAGAGCUGCCCCUGUGCCCCAGCCCUGGCUGUGUGGCUGGGAACUGUUCCUGGACCGCCUGGGCCCCAUGGGAACCUUGCUCCCGCUGCGGGGUGGGCCAGCAGCGCCAUCUGCGGGCCUACCGUCCCCCAGGGCCCAGUGGGCACUGGUGCCCCGAUAUCCUUACCACUUACCAGGAGAACCGCUUCUGCAACCUGCGGGCUUGCCCAGUGCCUGGAGGCUGGUCACGCUGGAGUCCCCAGUCCUGGAGUGACCGGAGCUGUGGGGGGGGGCGAUCCCUGAGGAGUCGCAGCUGCUCAAGCCCCCCACCCAAGAACAGGGAUGCCCCCUGUGUUGGGGAGAGGCACCAUGCUCGGCUCUGCAAUCCCUUGCCCUGUGAGGAGGGCUGCCCAGCAGGCAUGCAGGUGGUCAGCUGUGCCAACCGUUGCCCCCGCCGCUGCUCAGACCUCCAGGAGGGGAUCGUGUGUCAGGACGGCCAGGCCUGCCAGCCGGGUUGCCGCUGCUCGGAGGGCUUCCUGGAGCAGGACGGCGGCUGUGUGCCGAGGCACUGCGAGUGUACAGAUGCCCAGGGCCAGAGCUGGGCCCCGGGCAGCCAGCACCAGGAGGCCUGCAGCACUUGCACCUGCCAGGCUGGGCGCCUCUCCUGCACGGCUCAGCCCUGCCCACCGCCUGCCCACUGCGCCUGGAGCCGCUGGUCAGCCUGGAGUCCCUGCAGCCGCUCGUGUGGGCCCGAGGGGCCGCAGAGCCGCUUCCGGUCCUCCACAUCGGGCUCGUGGGCCCCAGAGUGUCGGGAGGAGCAGUCCCAGAGCCAGCCCUGCCCUCAGCCCCCGUGCCCACCCCUGUGCCUGCACGGUGCUCGCCUCCACACCCUGGGGGACAGUUGGCUGCAGGGCGAGUGUCAGCGGUGCUCCCGCACCCCGGAGGGCAUCAUAUGUGAAGACAUCGAGCGUGCAGUACCCAGGGCCUGGACCCCCUGGUCUGAAUGCCCUGUCUCCUGUGGAGGUGGAAGCCAGGUUUGCACCUGGGUCUGCAUGGCCUCGGCCGCUGACCGCAGCGGGGCCCCCUGCCUGGGCCCUGGCACCCAGACCCAGCGCUGUGGAUGGCAGCCUUGCCUGGGGCUGCUGGAGGCCUGCUCCUGGGGCCCGUGGGGGCCCUGUUCCCGCAGCUGUGGCCCAGGCCUGGCCUCCCGCUCUGGGUCCUGCCCGUGCCCACUGGCUGAAGUCGACCCCACCUGCAAUGGCACCUUCCUCCACCUGGACACCCAGGCCUGCUACCCAGGGCCCUGCCUAGAGGAGUGCCUGUGGAGCAGCUGGAGCAGCUGGACGCAAUGCUCCUGCCAGGUGCUGGUCCAGCAGCGCUACCGACACCAGGGACCAGCACCCACAGCGGGAGCGGCGCCGGGGGGCUCUCCCUGCUCGCGCCUGGACGGCCACUUCCGGCCCUGCCCCAUCAGCAACUGCUCGGAAGACAGCUGCACACCUCCCUUUGAGUUCCGGGCCUGUGCCCCGCCCUGUGCCGGGCUCUGCACCACACACUUGAGCCAUCGGCUCUGCUAGGACCUGCCGCCCUGCCAGCCUGGCUGCUACUGUCCAGAGGGGCUGCUGGAGCAGGCGGGGGGCUGCAUUCCCCCAGAGCAGUGUAGCUGCCUGCACCUCACAGGAGAAGGAGCCACAGUGACCCUGGCCCCCGGGGAACGCCUGCACCUGGGCUGCAAAGAGUGUGAAUGCCAGCACGGAGAACUGCAGUGCACCAGCCAGGGCUGUCAAGGUCUUCUUCCUCUGAGUGGGUGGUCCGAGUGGUCACCCUGUGGGCCCUGCCUGCCCCUUGGCGUGCUGGCCCCUGCCUCCAGGACUGUGCUAGAGGAGCGCUGGUCUCAGCACCCAGCUGGCCGCUCCCCGACCUUGGCCCCCUGGCUGGCUUCGGAGCAGCACCGCCAUCGCCUCUGUUUGGACCCUGAGACGAGGAGGCCGUGGGCUGGAGACCCAGACCUCUGCCCUGCCCCACUUAGCCAGCAGCGCCUCUGCCUGGACCCCAUUUCAUCUCCCAGACUUAUGCCAUGGAGUCCUUGGGGGCCCUGGAGCCCCUGCCAGCUGCCCUGCUGUGGAGGUUUCCAGCUACGCUGGAGAGAGGCAGCGGCCCCCCCUGGAGGGGGCUGCUGGGGGCCAUGGGCUCAGACUGAGAGCUGCAAUGUGGCGCCCUGCCCAGGGGAGAGCUGCGAAGCCUGGGACACCGUGCCCACCCUUGACUGUGCCAACCGAUGCCCCAGAAGCUGUGCCGACCUCUGGGACCGCGUGCAGUGUCUGCAGGGGCCAUGCCCCCCAGGCUGCCGCUGCCCCCCUGGCCAACUGAUACAGGAUGGACACUGCGUGCCCAUCUCCUCCGGCUGCUGUGGCCUUCCCAGCCCCAAUGCCUCAUGGGUGGUGGCCCCAGCUGAGGUAGCACAGCUGGACUGCAAAAACUGCAUCUGUAUCAAUGGGUCCCUGAUGUGCCCACACCACGAGUGCCCUGUCCUUGGGCCUUGGUCAGCCUGGAGCAGCUGCUCUGCUCCCUGUGGUGGGGGCACUAUGGAGCGGCAUCGGAGCUGUGAGGAGGGUCCUGUGGGGGUACCAUGCCAGGCCCGGGACACAGAGCAGCGGCAGGAAUGUAACCUGCAGCCCUGCCCCGAGUGCCUACCUGGCCAGGUGCUCAGAAUCUGUGCCACCGCAUGCCCACGCCUCUGCUCGCAUCUGCAGCCUGGUGCCCCCUGUGUGCAGGAACCCUGUCAGCUUGGCUGCGGCUGCCCUGGAGAGCAGCUGCUGCACCAUGGCACGUGUGUUCCCCCCGCUGCAUGCCCCUGCACCCAGAUCUCUCUGCCGUGGGGCCUUACCUUGCCCCUUGAAGAGCAGGCCCGGGAGCUUCCCCCAGGGACUGUGCUCAUCUGGAACUGUACCCGCUGUAUCUGCCGAGAUGGAGCCUUCAACUGCUCCCUAGCUGACGGUCAUGAGUGCCCCUCCGGGGAAAUGUGGCAGCAGCUCCCUGGGGAGCUGGGGCUGUGCGAGCGGACGUGCCGGGAGCCCAACGCCACGGAGACCCAGGGCAGCUGCAGUGCGGCGCGGGCCCCGGGCUGUGUGUGCGGUCACGGGCACUUGCGCAGCCAGGCGGGCCUCUGCGUGCCCGCGGACGGCUGCGAGUGCUGGCGCCGUGGGCAUCCCCACCCGCCCGGAUCCGAAUGGCAGGAGGACUGUGACAGCUGCCGCUGCGUCCGCGGGAGGAGUGUCUGCACCCAGCCCUGCCCCCCGCUCACCUGUGCCCAGGGCGAGGUGACUGUGCAGGAGCCAGGGAGCUGCUGUCCCACUUGCCGCCAAGAGACUCUGGAGGAGCAGUCAGCCUCCUGCUGGCAUCUCACCGAGCUGCGCAACCUCACCAAGGGCCCCUGCUACCUGGACCAGGUAGAAGUGAGCUACUGCAGCGGGCACUGUCCAUCCAGCAUCAACGUCAUGCCUGAGGAGCCGUACCUGCAGAGCCAGUGAGGCUGCCGCAGCUACAGCCGGGACCCCGAGAGCCCCGUGCGGAUCCUGACCCUGCGCUGUCCCGGCGGCCGCGCGGAGCCGGUGGUGCUGCCCGCCAUCCGCAGCUGCCAGUGCAGCGCCUGCCAGGGAGGUGACUUCUCAAAGCACUGAUGGCUCCGCUGCACGAGGCUGCCUCCACCCCUCAUGUCAUCACCGGGCUCGGAGGCACUGACCCCCUCCUCCCGUGCCGACCCGCCCACUCCAUGCCCUGGUACCAGCAUCUCCCAAAUAAA
Messenger RNA from Leptonychotes weddellii (Weddell seal), 15050 nucleotides. The record is from RefSeq and is a predicted model, not a curated record. NCBI's taxonomy places the organism in Eukaryota, Metazoa, Chordata, Mammalia, Carnivora, Phocidae.